This is a messenger RNA of Gavialis gangeticus (Gharial), 2459 nucleotides long. It is a transcript of the gene LRRC75B, whose product is annotated as leucine rich repeat containing 75B. The record is from RefSeq and is a predicted model, not a curated record. The transcript is spliced from 4 exons. The coding region runs from base 299 to 1381 and encodes 360 amino acids. Lineage: Eukaryota; Metazoa; Chordata; Crocodylia; Gavialidae.
CAGGCGGCACAAAGCGAGAGGCGCUGCGAGGCGCGGGCCGGGCACCUCCUCGCCCCCCGCUCCCCGGCCGAGGCAGGGCGGCUGCCCCUGAUGCGGGAACAGCCCCCGAGCGGGGAAAGGCUCCGGGCAAACCGCCGCCGGCUUUUUUGGUUUUCCCUUUGGGCGGCGGCGAUGCCCGCGGCUCCCCGGCGGGUCCCGCUGCCGCUGCCGUGAGAUCGCCCCGGUUGAGACACCCGGCCCGGGGCCCGCCUCACGCCCCUGCUGCCCCCGCGGGGCGAUCUCUGUGCCGGCCGGGGCCAUGGGCUCCCGGCUCAGCAGGCAGAGCAGCCUGGAGGAGGAGGGCGCCUCGGGGGAGGACGCGGGUCCCAGGGCAGCUCGGAAGGAGCCGCAGCGGCGCGGCGAGAGCGGCCGGGGCGACUUCCAGUUCGCUUCCCUGCUGCUGAGCUCCGAGAAGCUGUCCGGGGUGCUGAGGAGGAGCAGCCCGGCGCCCUACGUGCGGCGCGUGGGCUGGCUGCGGGAGAUCCAGGCCACCGUCCGCGAGCACAAGCGCGAGCACGCGGUGCAUAUCCUCCGGCUGCUCCGAAAGGACCUUGGAUUAGAAGGAACAUUCCUCAGUGAAGUUCUCUACAAGAAUGCUACCUUCCUCAACUUGGUGGAUCCUAUCUCCCAUGACCUCCUGAUGAGCCUAGCUAGAGAUCUGCAGUGCCCAAAAAAGGAAUAUGAUCCUUGGAAGUCCUCGGACAGAAUCUGCAGGCAGCUGAUUUACCAUUUGACCCCUCAUUCGAAAUGGCACAGGCAUGGCAUGCCACGGAGGAAGUCCCAAGCAUGCCUGAAGAACAACCUGCAGAAGAAGCCAAGCCAAGACUCCAUGGAUCUAUCUGGGAUCCCCCUGACCAUGCGAGAUGUCCACCGCAUGGCCUACUACCUGCAGAACAAUGGGGACAACCUCACCUCAGUGGACCUGAGCUUCACUGAGCUAAAUGAUGAGAUGGUGCGCAUGCUCCUGCCAUUCCUUUGGGCACUGCCCAAGCUCACUCAUCUCUCCCUGAAUGGCAACCGGCUGACCAGAGCCACCAUGAAAGAGCUGACCGAUACCAUGAAGGACAUGAACAAGUUCCCAUGCUUGGCCUGGGUGGACCUUGGCAACAAUGUGGAUGUCUCCUCCAUGCCGCAGCCAUUGCUGGUGGGCCUGCGCAAGCGCCUCAGCCAGCAGACUACACUGCCCACCAUCUAUGAGUCACUUGACUGCGACUCCGAGCUCUCCAGUGGACAUGACGGCAGCCAGCAAGAGGACGAGGAGGAGGGAACAGAAGGCAUUCAGCCAGUGGCCAAAGACAAAGCCACCUCACCUGACUUCCCCCAGCAGUGCUGUGAGAGGUGAUUGGAUGACGAGCCUCAGCUGCCAGACUGAAGCCGCAGCAAGGAGAGCUCUGCGUGCAAACACAAAGCAGAGGGCCAGCUUCACCAGCUUCCUUUGGUGCUUCUCUUGCCUUCCCGACAUCUCAGCCUCGCCACGUUCUCAAUGAAACCCUAUCUCCCUACACGCACUGCCAGCCAAGCACAUUGCUGACAUUCCAAACAGGAACCAGUUACUUACAGCGAACCUGGCCUCGGAGCAGGAUCUCAUUGGAGGAUGGGGAAUGAGUUGUUGGAUUCGAAAUAUUCUCCAGAAGCAAAUGGGCUGAGGGGAGGGGAAGAAACGCUUGGUCCUAAGUUAUUCCCUUCCUUCCGUUUUCUCUUUGUUCUGUAAACCCUAAGGCCUGCGGCCUUGAGCUGUGCGAAAGGAGCUGCCCCAAGGGUCGAGCUGCUCUCGGGCUUUGUCAGAUGCAUCAGAGAUUGGAGCCAGAGCCCAGCAGAGCGUGUCUCCCCUUAUGCCUGGCUCAAUUUUUUUUUCCCAUUGUGUUUUGUGUUAAUGUCCAAACAAAAGGAAUUGCAGUCAGAGACCCAAUGCAGUGGUCAGGCCCAGGGAGAACACGUGACAAAACUGCAGUGUCAGGAUAUCUGGGAACAGGGUAUGUGUGUGCUGACAGGAACAUGGAGGGGCUGGAGUGUAGGGGAGGAGGUAUCCUCGCAGAUUGAGAAGAGCAGUUUUACAAACUACGGCUUUUGUACAAACACCAAACCAACGAAAAAGCAAAACCAACCUGACCCAGGGAGAAAGCUCCCAGGGAAAAGGCCAGUCUUCAGGUCCAGAGGAGUGAGAUGCGGAAACACCUACGGGGACGUCCUAAACUGCAGCAGAACUUCGGGUUGCUCCUUGUGAGACAUUGCAGUCCAUCCGACCAUCUGUAGCCAGGGUGGUCUCAUAACAGAGACACAAUGUGAACAGUUGAGUCACCGUUUUUAGCAUUGUCUAGGAAACCAAGCCAGUGAUGCAAUAUUUCCAGUGUUUUCCAUAUUGUCCAUGCUGUAUGUAAACACAAUAAAUAGUUCUCUUGGACACAAGAGUGAAGCACUAA